Topomyia yanbarensis is the source of this 2407-nucleotide messenger RNA. RefSeq names its product arrestin homolog (gene Arr2). Bases 177 to 1373 code for a protein of 398 amino acids. The transcript has 4 exons. Gene Ontology annotation, molecular function: G protein-coupled receptor binding. The record is from RefSeq and is a predicted model, not a curated record. Lineage: Eukaryota; Metazoa; Arthropoda; Insecta; Diptera; Culicidae. Gene Ontology annotation, biological process: signal transduction; G protein-coupled receptor internalization. Gene Ontology annotation, cellular component: cytoplasm.
CACUGGACAACCGCACUUCUGGUUGUUGUUCUAACCAAAUAGCAUAGCUAAGUUCGAGUCGUACAGAGAUCCGAGGGAUACUCAUCGCGAGAGAAAAAUAUAAGAAAAUACAGUUGUACUGUAAAAUAUUGCAAAUAGUUUAAACCGAGCGAAAGUUCCGGAGCAAAAAUCUAGUGAUGGUUGUUGCUGUGAAAGUUUACAAGAAAGCCGCACCAAAUGGAAAGCUUACCGUCUAUCUCGGCAAGCGUGACUUCAUCGACCAUGUCGAUUACUGCGAACCAGUCGAUGGUGUCAUCGUGCUGGACCAGGACUACCUGCGGGGCCGCCGGGUGUAUGGACAGCUAAUCACCACCUACCGCUAUGGUCGCGAAGAGGAUGAGGUCAUGGGGGUCAAGUUCUCCAAGGAGAUCUGCCUGUGCAAGGAGCAGGUCUUUCCGAUGGUGAACUCCAAGAUGGAGAUGACCCCGAUGCAGGAGCGCCUGAUCAAGAAGCUCGGUGCCAACGCGUACCCGUUCACCUUCCACUUCCCGAACAUGUCGCCCAGCUCGGUUACGCUGCAGGCCGGCGAGGAUGACCAGGGUAAACCGCUCGGAGUGGAAUACUCGAUCAAGAUCUACGUCGGCGAAGAGGAUGAGGAGAAGGGCCACAAGCGUAGCAGCGUCAACCUGCUGAUCAAGAAGCUGCAGCACGCUCCGGCUACCCGCGGGCGCCGUCUGCCUUCGUCGCUGGUGAGCAAGGGAUUCACCUUCUCGCAGGGUAAGAUCAACCUGGAGGUCACUCUGGACCGGGAGGUGUACUACCAUGGCGAGAAGAUCUCCGCCAACAUCGUGGUUACCAACAACUCCCGCAAGACGGUUAAGAGCAUCAAGUGCUUCGUUGUGCAGCACUGCGAGGUCACAAUGGUCAACGCCCAGUUCAGCAAACAUAUCGCUUCGCUGGAAACUCGUGAAGGCUGCCCGAUCACACCGGGAGCUAGCUUCACCAAAUCGUUCUUCCUGGUCCCGUUGGCUUCCAGCAACAAGGACCGUCGUGGAAUUGCCCUCGACGGCCACUUGAAGGAUGAGGAUGUCAACCUGGCCUCGUCGACACUGAUCUGUGAGGGCAAGAGCCACGGUGAUGCUAUGGGUAUCAUCAUUUCGUACUCGCUGCGAGUCAAGCUGAACUGUGGAACCCUUGGUGGAGAACUGCAGACUGAUGUUCCCUUCAAGCUGUUGACUCCGGCUCCUGGAACCGCUGAGCGCGAGCGCGUCAACGCCAUGAAGAAGAUGAAGUCGAUCGAGCGUCACCGCUAUGAGAACUCUCACUAUGCCGACGACGAUGACAACAUCGUUUUCGAGGACUUUGCUCGUCUGCGAAUGAACGAACCAGAAUAAGCUAAUCCUGCCCCGCAGGUUAGCACCUUCAGCCGUAUGCUUUGAGCUUUUAGUUACAGACAGUUACGUUCAGCAAUUUCCGUUCUUGUUUCAGUGACAGUUGGAAUAGGCCUAUUAUUGUUACAAGGAUCUUAUCUUUCUAUCGAGAAACUAUGUGAUAUUUCGAAAAAAAAAUUUAGUUGCACUCUGCUUUGAAUGAGUUUUGAGUUUUCUAUAUUUAGUUUUAAAAGGCAAAAAAAUGACAAAAAAAAAACAAAAAAAUACCAACAAGUAACAAAAACAGUCUUGAUUCACCGAUUGAUUUUAAAACAAGAACUUAGAUAACUGCGCAGUUGUUUAGUAGCAUCACGAACGAAAUUGGAUAGCAAAUCAAAAUUAGUCAGUCAAUCAAGCAUCAAGCAAGCCAAGUAACGAUACCAGAAGUGAAACGAACCGAAACUAUGACAAAUAAGCUAUACACACACAUAUUCGGAACAUCGCUUACGCGAAGGACUCUGCGGGAAGCGAUCAGGAGUCCUCGGCGUGACCGAUGGCCGAUCUUAGAUUUAAGUAAUAAUGCAGCUGAAGUUAUGCGAAGCAGUUGUGAGUUGCGAUCGAAAGCUUUAAUAUUUUUUUAUUGGUACCAACAAAGUCUGCCCGCGGUCUCGACUGUGAGCUUCUUGGAUUCAGUGUGCGUGAUUCGAGCGGCGCUGUCUGGACUCGCGAUUGGACUUUGUUCUUUCUGUAUGCUGACGAUUUUGCUUCAUUCUUUUCAGUUUGGGGCAAAUUCUUUCCCAGCAUUCGAGAGUCGUUUGAAAUUAGAAAUCCUCUUUCUUCAGUUGCAGAUUGUCGCGCCCGGAAUACAAUGCGUGUUUCGAGACUGAUUCUGCUAAGGAGUAACAGGAUUUUCUUAGAAACAUUCACUGGUGCGAGAAACUGAUGUACCAAUGACAGUUUAGUUUGGGUUUAGGUUUAAACUGUUUUUAGUUCUAGCAUUUUCUAUUAUGUUCUUUGUAAACCUAGACAAAAAUGCAAAUAAAAAUUGAUUUCAUGAA